Messenger RNA from Salmo salar (Atlantic salmon), 3122 nucleotides. Its product is annotated as N-terminal EF-hand calcium-binding protein 1. Gene Ontology annotation, cellular component: endoplasmic reticulum; cytoplasm; Golgi cis cisterna. Gene Ontology annotation, biological process: regulation of amyloid precursor protein biosynthetic process. Gene Ontology annotation, molecular function: calcium ion binding. The record is from RefSeq and is a predicted model, not a curated record. Lineage: Eukaryota; Metazoa; Chordata; Actinopteri; Salmoniformes; Salmonidae.
GGGGUCGGAGUUUCUUAUGUUGUCAAAUCAAAUUGAUGUGCAAACUGGAGAGCAGCCUCCUCGAACAGAAAGCGAGGCGGUAGCCUAUCGUCAUAUGAGCAGCAUCAGAGGAUAGACCACGGUCAUCAUAACCAGGACCAAGGACUGUCAUUCAUUCAGAGUUAAUACAUUGCAUUCAAAAAUAUUUUCAAAAUGCUGGCAUGCACAGAAAUGAUCACCAUAUGUCUUCAGUCUGCUAAACAUGACCACCACAGGAAACAGCAGCAGCUCCAGCAGAAGAACCAAAAUCAAGGAAUCUCUAUCUUUCAAGAUAUAUUUCGCCGUGCAGACAAAAAUGACGACGGCAAGCUAUCCCUGGAGGAGUUCCAGUCGUACUUUGCCGACGGUAUCCUCACCCCAGAGCAGAUGCAGGAGCUGUUCUACUCAAUUGACAGGCAGCAGACUGACAACCUAGACACAGACAAACUCUCAGAAUACUUCUCUCCACACCUGGGGGAAUAUCUGAACGUCCUUUCUGCUCUGGAGAAGCUGAACGUCGCCAUCCUGAAGGCCAUGGACAAAACUAAAGAGGAGUACCAGGGCUCGUCGGUGUUGGGACAGUUUGUGACACGCUUCCUUCUGCGAGAGACCAACACCCAGCUGCAGUCCCUGCAGUCGUCAUUAGACUGCGCUAUGGAGGCUGUGGAUGAGCAGAGCUGCACUGGCAGGAAGAUGAUAAAGAAGCCAGAGGAUCUUUCCCUCCAGAAAAUCGCCAAACGCCCAGGCCGUCGCAUCCAAAAGAACCUGUGUCUCUCCCCCACAGACCCUUACUCUGGCAUGCUCACUACAGGUGUCAGUGUGGAGCCAGACAACCACCACUGGAGCUCCCAGGUCAACCGCCUGCAGCAGCUUAUAGACAAGCUGGAGUAUGAGAGUCCACAUCUGGAACCACUCAAAGAGGACACUUUAGCCGGAACGUAUAACUCGAACAUCCUGCUGGUGCAGAGACAGAUGUCUGUGAAGGACAAAGACGCAGAGGAGUUCCAGCAGGCUCUGAAGAUCUACACAGAUGCCACAGCCUGCCAGACUAGCAAUCUGCAUGUGUCUGUCCAGACUCUUCCAGAGAGAUCCUGCUUCAUCAUGUACGAGUUCUGGCAAGACCGUCUCUCCUGGAUGAGUUACCUGCAGUCCCCCAUCAGCAAGACAUUCCAGCGCUGCAUCAUUGACGUACUGGAGGACCCUGAAAUGGUUGCCACCAUGCUCCUCCCAGCAUCUUGGUGGAUUAUGAAUAACAACUGACAGAAGUAAAGUUCCCAUUGAAACCAUGAUAUUCAAAACAAUAAGAAGAGAGUGUUUUAUUCUUAAAUUUGACUGUUUCUACUGAUAUGCUUUGCUUCCUUUGUUUACCCCAGCAUACUAAUGACUAUUUCCUAGACAAUAUGCUGUGUGUUUGCUGUACUGUCAUAAUUUGAGAUGAAUUUAUGCAUGACUUAACUAUGCCUGUUUAGUUAAAUCAGUCCAAAAACAUAAUGCAUUAGAGAGAGAAAGCGUUUUGAAAUAUUGCAAUAACUAUUGUGUUAUUGAAAUCCAUAUCAUUAUAAUAAGUAUUUUUUGCUGUGCAUCUUUCAAUACAUUGACAUGUCUUGUAUGAGUUUAGAUGUACAAAUAGAUGUACAAGAACAAAAAUAUUUGCAUGAAUUUGAAUGAUUUCCCAAUGCUACUUUGUUACUAGCUUCGAAAUAGACAUUGCUUACUAGUAAGCUAAUUGAUAGCACAUUGCUUUAACAUUCCAUUAUGUACUUUUUUAGUUACCUCAAAUGCGUAUACAUAUUGAUCAAGGUCUAUGGUCAUUCAGUACUCACAUUCCAACUAAAAUAACAGCAGGUUACUAACUACAGAGGUAGAGUUUACCAGUGUCCAAUUGUUCUACCUGUUGUAUUGUGCAAUGUUGAACCCUAGCUCAUAAAAAAAGAGUAAAAUAACAAAGUACCACUACAGUGAUUUCCAAUGUGCUUCUUAGAUAUAAUGUUGUCACAGAUCGGUUGGUUCACACCCAACCCUGAAUUGGAUAAACCAUAUCGUAUUUAUACUUAGUGUAUGUCACUCAUGCACUUUAGUUGUGAAUGGAGCUAUAUUUUUCCGAUGCUAUGGAUGUGAAUGGAUAAGUAUAUGGACGGAUAACAUGGUAGGUUUUCAGUCACUUUACCAAAUUUGUAAUAUUAAUAAUGUAAUAAUAUUUAAUGUCGCACUCCAGUCUCCGAUUCAUCUCGUUUAUCACCUGAUUUACUUAACAAAGGCACAUCUCAAUAGGUGGUCCAGAUAUCCUCAUUACAUGGUACAAGUGGGGGGGGUGGGCCUUUCUUCUUUUGUUCUCUAUUGCUCCUCUAUUGUUCCCGUAAGCAAGGGGGAGGCCGAUGACAUCAGAAGGCUCCAUAAGACCAACUCCUUGAAUGGCCUACUUAAUGAAGUUUGCACAUGUAUCUGAAAAACACAAUUUUGCUCAAAACAUAUUUUUCGACCCUUACGUGUUUCUACAUUACUGUGUUCAUAUGUGGGAGAUUGUUUUUCAACAGGAAAUGUUAAAACGUUUGGAGUGGAUCUUUAAUAUGCUAUAUUAAAUAUUUAAUAUUAUUGAAAUAUCAAUUCAAAGGGCUGAACCUGCACUGCUAUCCCUCAGCUUAAACAAAUGAAUGCCGUCAACAUUAUUAUCCAGCAUUAUUUAUGGGAGUAUUUAUUUAUGGGAGUAUUUGUUUAUGGGAGUAUUUGUUUUCUGUGUUGAAAAAAAAAGAUGCAACCAACAUUAUGUGUGCAGAACAAACAAACCCACAUUGUAUUUUUUGAAUAGUUUAUCCCUGUUAGUAUGAGAGUAAUCACUUAUGGAUAGAAUACAAGUCUGAGAAUCUUAAUGAAACUGAAGGUAAUUCACAUAUUGUUAAAGAUUAUUAGUAGAUAUUUUGUGAUUUGAGUGUUGAUCAUGUCAAAUGGGGAUGAAAUAGUCAUGUCCAAUUGAGGAUGAAUGAAUAUGUCCUAGCUCUUCUGUACUGUAGUUGUUCUUCAGUCAUCCAACAUUUGAAAUCAAUGUUAAAAUAAUUAUGUGGAUGCUAUGUUUUUUUUGUUGGCAUGAAUUAAAGCUAAUGACUUGA